GAAGAAGAAGAAGAAGUAGAAGUCUGCGGGAGCGCAUCAUCCAUCUUCUGGGGAGAGCACGAAAGCACCAGCCAUCUAACGACCGACUAGAAAAGAAGAAAAACAUCCGCCAUCAUGGGAGCCGUUUUGGGAUUGUGCUCCAUGGCGAGCUGGAUCCCGUGCUUGUGCGGCAGCGCCCCCUGCCUGCUGUGUCGAUGCUGCCCCGGUGGAAAUAACUCCACAGUGACUCGCCUCAUCUAUGCCUUCUUCCUGCUGCUGGGAGUGGGCCUCGCCUGCAUUAUGUUGAUGCCCGGCAUGGAGGGUCAGCUCAAGAAGAUUCCAGGUUUCUGUGAAGGAGGGACGGGCUCGUCCAUUCCCGGCGUGGAGGGUCACGUGAACUGCGACGUGCUGGUCGGCUACAAGGCCGUGUACCGCGUUUGCUUCGGCAUGGCCAUGUUCUUCCUGCUCUUCUCUGUGCUCAUGAUCAAAGUCAGAAGCAGCCACGACCCCCGAGCUGCGCUGCACAACGGGUUUUGGUUCUUUAAGUUUGCUGCAGCUGCUGGCAUCACUAUCGGAUCGUUCUUCAUCUCAGAAGGUCCCUUCACAACUGUGUGGUUCUACAUCGGCAUGGCCGGAGCCUUCUGCUUCAUCCUCAUCCAGCUGGUUCUACUCAUCGACUUCGCCCACUCCUGGAAUGAGUCCUGGGUGGAGAAGAUGGAGGAGGGAAACUCUCGCUGCUGGUAUGCAGCUCUGCUGUCGGUCACCGCGGUGAACUACCUGUUGUCUCUGGUGUCUCUGGUCAUGUUCUAUGUCUACUACACCCACUCCGACGGCUGCACCGAGAACAAGGUCUUCAUCAGCAUCAACAUGCUGCUGUGCGUGGCUGCCUCCGUCCUGUCCAUCCUGCCUCCGAUCCAGGAGUCCCAGCCCCGGUCUGGCCUGCUGCAGUCCUCCCUGGUCACCCUGUACACCAUGUACCUGACCUGGUCUGCCAUGACCAAUGAGCCUGACAGGAAAUGCAACCCGAGCCUUCUGGGUAUUAUCGGGCUGAACAGCACCAGUCCUGCAGGUCAGGACCACGUGGUUCAGUGGUGGGAUGCCCAGGGCAUUGUGGGAUUGAUCCUCUUCCUCAUGUGUGUCCUCUACUCCAGUAUUCGUAACUCGUCCAACACCCAGGUGAACAAGCUGACUCUGACCAGCGACGAGUCGGCCCUGAUUGAGGACGGGCCGACGGCCGACGGCUUCGAGGAGGGCAGCGGUGCUGGCCGAGCCGUGGACAACGAGAAGGACGGCGUCACCUACUCCUACUCCUUCUUCCACUUCAUGCUCUUCCUGGCGUCGCUCUACAUCAUGAUGACGCUCACCAACUGGUACAGCCCCGACGCCAACUACCAGGCCAUGACCAGCAAGUGGCCGUCGGUGUGGGUGAAGAUCUCCUCCAGCUGGAUCUGCAUCGCCCUGUACGUGUGGACGCUGGUGGCUCCGCUGGUCCUGGUCAACAGAGACUUUGACUGAAAGCCCCGUCCCACCGCUCACACAAACACAUCCAUGCUCUGCUUCACCUGUGUUUCUUUCAGCAAAAAGUCAGUAAAAAAACAACAAAAAAAAACAGUAGCUAGCUAGCACCCCGCAUCAGUUCCAGCUGCAGCAGAGGAGCGGGGGGGCUGUUUGGUUCGGGGGCUGUGGGCUCGUCCCCUGUAGUCCGGGCUUCUGAUUGUCCCGCCUCAGCUCCGUCUCUGGCUGCAGCCCGGCUCCUCUGCCGCAACGUCAUUGUGAAUCCUCAGCAGCCUGUUGUAGUGGUUCCCCCCCCGCAGUUUGCCAUUGUAAAUACGUCCUGUGUAUUUCUAGCGGAUGGUUUUUCGUUCUCUUUCUCUAAAGACAGAGCUGCAUGCUUCUUUCCUAUCAAACCUAAUGUGACAUGAAGAGUAGCUGUAACUGAAGCUCGUGUGAGGACGGUGAUGGCCAACGACACUGACUGCAGGAUUACAUAUGGAAACGCUGUUACACGUAAAUGAAAGUGCUUCGCUUGUCUGAUGGAUUCAGUUGUGUGUGUGAGCGUACUCCAGCUGUGGCGCUGAGACGCGAGAGCGAGCAGUGCUGUGUAGCGUCGUGUGUGUGUGGUAUUCUAGUCAUCUGCCGUCGUGUGUUGAAGCUCUACCAGCUGCGAGUGUCCUCUGCAGCUUGCACAUUCACAACAAAAGCAUUCCUGUUUUUGUGUGGCUUCUGAUUUGAAUUUUUGACUUUUAAAUGUAAAAUUGAAAACUUCUACAUAAAUUAUUUGGUUGUGUUCAGAGUUAGCAUGUAGUUCCUCACACACGUCGUGUGAUUGUGUGCAUUGGUGUGAUUGUCUCACCUGUGCUUUUAUCCUAAUAUGAUUUCUCUCCUGACAUGUAAAAUUAUAUUGUAACUGGUUUAAUAAAACUGAAGGAAAAGGA
This is a messenger RNA of Anarrhichthys ocellatus (wolf-eel), 2414 nucleotides long. RefSeq names its product serine incorporator 1 (gene serinc1). The record is from RefSeq and is a predicted model, not a curated record. The coding region runs from base 115 to 1494 and encodes 459 amino acids. The transcript has 10 exons. Gene Ontology annotation, cellular component: membrane. NCBI's taxonomy places the organism in Eukaryota, Metazoa, Chordata, Actinopteri, Perciformes, Anarhichadidae.